UUUUAAUAUCGCGCCCUAUUUGCGCUGAAGGACGUUGCCUGACCUUAAAACAAUCGCUUUAUCCAUAAACAUGGACAGAUUGUGCAUCUGUUGACAAAAAGUCUACUUGACUUCGAUUAUCACAUAAGCUGCUGAAAAAAGAGAACAAGAUUGUUAGUAAGUGGAUAUUCUUAAUGUGGACGAGAACCGAAGGUCUCAACGAUGGACUGUAAAAUCCAAGUCUAUAUGUUUGUCAAAGAAACUAGCUCAAACUAAGAGAUUUUUUACUAGUGUAACUAACCAAGUAUACUUAAAAUUCGUUCAAUAAAUUAUUUGUCUUCCUGAUAUACAUAGGUGCGUUAGUCUUAAUUAUUGACUCUACUCUUUAUUCGAUUCUUUGUCCGACUGAUAAUUCACCUCUGUAUUCCCUCGCAUUAGCAUUUCUACCCGAGUUCGCUUGGUGUGCUUGUAGCUUUGUGAUCAAUAAUAAACCAUAGUCGGUGCAUCAUGUCGCCUUCUGGGAUUCAAAGACCGUUGGAAUUUAUGUACGAAGCUUAAAAAAAUUAUAUGGAAGAUGAUCCAUCACAAGUUAGCCUGAUAUUGAGAAAGUCUGUUCCAAUGUCAGACACUCCUGGUGUUAUUCCUAACAUGCCUAUGGUUUCACAUCAGUCAUCUACUAGUGCAAAGUCUAAUACAACUAAACGAAAAGAGAUAUAUAGAUAUAAUGCUCCUUGGUGUAUUUUCAGCAUGAACUGGUCUGUCAGACCAGAUAAACGCUUUCGUUUAGCUGUGGGCAGUUUCAUUGAAGAGUACAAUAAUAAAGUUCAAAUUAUAUAUCUAGAUGAUGAACAAGGAGAGUUCGUUGUACAAAGUACGUUUGCACAUCACUAUCCAACUUCAAAAAUCAUGUGGAUUCCUGACACAAAGUGUAUUUUCCCUGAUUUACUUGCAACAAGUGGUGAUUACCUUCGUGUUUGGAGAAUAAAUGAAGAUUCUGAAGUUAAAAAUGAAUGCUUAUUGAAUAAUAAUAAAAAUUCGGAUUAUUGUGCCCCACUUACUUCUUUUGAUUGGAAUGAAGUAGAUCCAAAUAUUAUCGGAACUUCUAGUAUCGACACUACAUGCACUAUCUGGGCCCUUGAAACGGAGCAGGUGAUCGGCCAUGCAAAUGUCGUAAGUGGUCGCGUAGAAUCUCAGUUAAUAGCCCAUGACAAAGAAGUAUACGACAUAGCUUUCAGUCGUGCUGGAGGCGGAAGAGAUGUUUUCGCUAGUGUUGGCGCAGAUGGUUCUGUACGUAUGUUUGAUCUUCGGCAUUUGGAGCAUUCUAAUAUUGUAUAUGAGGAUUCAAAUCAUUCCCCACUUUUACGCUUAGCUUGGAAUAAGCAAGAUGCAAAUUAUCUAGCGACAUUUGCAAUGGACUCCGUAGAAAUAAUUAUUUUAGAUUUACGCGUACCAUGCACUCCUGUAGCUCGUUUAAACAAUCACAGAGCAUUUGUAAACGGAUUAGCAUGGGCACCACAUUCAAGUUGUCAUUUAUGUACUGCAUCUGAAGAUUGUCAAGCUCUUAUCUGGGAUAUUCAAUCAAUGCCAAGAGCAAUAGAAGAUCCUAUUCUAGCAUAUACAGCUGCCGGUGAAAUUAAUCAAAUCCAAUGGUCGUCAACACAACCAGACUGGAUAGCUAUUUGUUAUAAUAAUUCGUUAGAAAUUUUACGAGUAUAAUGUUUACUGUUUAUUUCUUAUUUUAUCAACUGAUUUAAAGGUAUCCUAUAAUUAUGAUCAAAUGUUGUUUCUUCCUUUAUACUUACUAAUUAUCGUAUGUUAUUUUCAUGCGUUUCAUUAUUAUUCUUUUAUAAAUAUUCUGGAUAAUUUAACUGAGUACUAUUAUCGAGAUACAUGUGUUGAUUCUAGUAAAAGUAAGUCUUCACUACAUAUGAAUAAAUUUCAAAUGUUUUGUAUAUUUACUUAAGAAUAUCUGUGUUUGUCUAAUUAAUGUAUAAAAUUUCUUAUAAAUCACCAUUAUAAAACAGAAAGUCCUUCAAAAGUGGUUGUAUUCAGCAGGAUCUGUGAGACAGAAACAAAUCGACAAACUUUUUGAUGUUACCGUUUUACAUUUACUAGGUUUUGGGAAAAUCACAGACAGUAUAUAAUUGAUGUAAGUUAUCUGUAUCAAGUGAGAAGUAUGGACUCGAAUUAUGCUGUCUCCGGUAAAUAGAUACUAAUUAUCAGAAGGGGUUUUGUGG
Schistosoma rodhaini is the source of this 2216-nucleotide messenger RNA. The record is from the annotation of a GenBank genome assembly. NCBI's taxonomy places the organism in Eukaryota, Metazoa, Platyhelminthes, Trematoda, Strigeidida, Schistosomatidae.